Molecule: messenger RNA, 495 nt
Organism: Macroventuria anomochaeta
Lineage: Eukaryota; Fungi; Ascomycota; Dothideomycetes; Pleosporales; Didymellaceae
Exons: 2
Coding region: 1-495 (164 amino acids)
Biological process (GO): DNA replication, removal of RNA primer
Molecular function (GO): RNA-DNA hybrid ribonuclease activity; nucleic acid binding
Source: RefSeq, a predicted model, not a curated record
AUGGGAGGGAGUCUUCCCACUUCACUACAGCUCUGUAACCCCGUUACAGCAGACAACCAGGCCGCCAUCUACAGAUUGCAGACUCCCUCUAACAAGCCUGGCCAGGCAUGGCAGCUCAGAUGCAUCCAGGCAGCGCACCAGAUUGUCAGCAAGGGGGCCACUGUAUCUAUCCACUGGGUACCUGGACACCAGGAUGUGGCUGGCAAUGAGAGAGCUGACAGGUUGGCCAAGCAGGCAGCCAAGAAGAGACCCUCCACUCACAUCACCAGUCUGGCCAUGACUGGCAUCAAGAUCAAGAGCAUGGCAACCUUGAAAUGGGACAAGGCCUUGAAGAGCUACAGCAUUGAUGCUAUCAUCUGCAAUCCUUCUGCCUAUGCUGCCCAGUACAGCUGGAGGAUUGGCAAGAGACUGAGGAUUCCCCCUGGGACCAGGAGGGAGACUGCCAGUGCCUUCUAUCAGCUGAAGCUUGGCCAUGAUACAAUAAGGCCUACCUAA